CCCCGCCACCCCCAACCCCACCCGGCGGUCGUGGCCCGGGAUGCGGAGCCGGGGGCCGCCGGUGGAGCUGCGCGGGGUGAGAGGCGUGGGGAAGGGGGCUGCCUGCUUCCCUCACCCUCGUCCCCCACCGGCGGGCCCCGGCAGGAAUUGGGGACCUGCGCGGCCAGGACCUCUUAGCGCCCUGAUAUUUGGGGGAGACAGGGCCACCCUACCCGCACCCCACCCCGCCUGGGCAGCUGAAUCAGAGGGGACGACCCUGCCCUUUUAAGGAGGCUUUUUCUUGCUCCUACGGAGGAUCCCCAGCCCCCAGCCAUGGCCACCAGGAGCCUCCUAGAACCCGCAGGGACUGCCCCCCAUCUUGGCCGCCGGGGCCCGCCCUCUGCAUCCCGCGGGCAGCCUGUGUGAAGCGGCCUCCCGCAGCCCCCGGCCCCUCCCCCAUGGAGGAGGAGGAGGGGGUGACGGCCAAGGAGUGGGGCACGACCCCCACGGGGCCCGUCUGGACCGCGGUGUUCGACUACGAGGCGGCGGGCGAUGAGGAGCUGACCCUGCGGAGGGGCGACCGCGUCCAGGUGCUUUCCCAGGACUGUGCGGUGUCGGGCGACGAGGGCUGGUGGACCGGGCAGCUACCCAGCGGCCGAGUGGGCGUUUUCCCCAGCAACUACGUGGCCCCUGGCGCCCCCGCCGCGCCCGCGGGCCUCCAGCUGCCCCAGGAGAUCCCCUUCCACGAGCUGCAGCUAGAGGAGAUCAUCGGUGUAGGGGGCUUUGGCAAGGUCUACCGGGCCCUAUGGCGCGGCGAGGAAGUGGCUGUCAAGGCCGCCCGGCUGGACCCUGAGCGGGACCCGGCAGUGACAGCAGAGCAGGUGCGCCAGGAAGCCAGGCUCUUCGGAGCCCUGAAGCACCCCAACAUCAUUGCCCUCAGAGGCGCCUGCCUCAGCCCCCCACACCUCUGCCUGGUGAUGGAGUAUGCCAGGGGGGGCGCACUGAGCAGGGUGCUGGCAGGCCGCCGGGUGCCCCCUCAUGUACUGGUCAACUGGGCUGUGCAGGUGGCCCGGGGCAUGAACUACCUACACAAUGAUGCCCCUGUGCCCAUCAUCCACCGGGACCUCAAGUCCAUCAACAUCCUUAUUCUGGAGGCCAUUGAGAACCACAACCUCGCAGACACGGUGCUCAAGAUCACAGACUUUGGCCUCGCCCGCGAGUGGCACAAGACCACCAAGAUGAGCGCUGCCGGGACUUAUGCCUGGAUGGCUCCGGAGGUUAUCCGUCUCUCCCUCUUCUCCAAAAGCAGUGACGUCUGGAGCUUCGGGGUGCUGCUUUGGGAGCUGCUGACGGGUGAGGUCCCCUACCGUGAAAUCGACGCCUUGGCCGUGGCAUAUGGCGUGGCUAUGAACAAGCUGACGCUGCCCAUCCCCUCCACGUGCCCCGAGCCCUUUGCCCGCCUACUGGAGGAAUGCUGGGACCCAGACCCCCACGGGCGGCCAGAUUUCGGCAGCAUCUUGAAGCAGCUCGAAGUCAUCGAACAGUCAGCCCUGUUCCAGAUGCCCCUGGAGUCCUUCCACUCGCUGCAGGAGGACUGGAAGCUGGAAAUUCAGCACAUGUUCGACGACCUCCGGACCAAAGAGAAGGAGCUCCGGAGCCGCGAGGAGGAGCUGCUGCGGGCGGCCCAGGAGCAGCGUUUCCAGGAGGAGCAGCUGCGGCGGCGGGAGCAGGAGCUGGCCGAGCGCGAGAUGGACAUCGUGGAGCGGGAGCUGCACCUGCUCAUGUGCCAGCUGAGCCAGGAGAAGCCCAGGGUCCGCAAACGCAAGGGCAACUUCAAGCGCAGCCGCCUGCUCAAGCUGCGGGAAGGCGGCAGCCACAUCAGCCUGCCCUCCGGCUUCGAGCACAAGAUCACAGUCCAGGCCUCUCCAACCCUCGACAAACGGAAAGGAUCCGAUGGGGCCAGCCCCCCCUCGAGCCCCAGCAUCAUCCCUCGGCUGAGGGCCAUUCGCCUGACUCCUGUGGACGGCGGUGGCGGCAGCGGUGGUGGCGGUGGUGGCGGCGGUGGCGGCAGCGGGACAUGGGGCCGCAGCGGGCCCCCAAAGAAGGAAGAACUGGUUGGAGGCAAGAAGAAGGGCCGGACCUGGGGCCCCAGCUCCACCCUGCAGAAGGAGCGGGCUGGAGGGGAGGAGAGGCUGAAGGCCCUGGGGGAAGGAAGCAAACAGUGGUCAUCCAGUGCGCCCAACCUGGGCAAAUCCCCCAAACACACACCGAUCGCCCCCGGCUUCGCCAGCCUCAAUGAGAUGGAGGAGUUCGCGGAGGCGGACGGAGGCGGCAGCGUGCCUCCCUCCCCCUACACCACCCCGUCCUACCUCAGCGUGCCGCUGCCGGCCGAGCCCUCCCCCCUCCCCCGGCCCGGGCCCGGCGGCCGGCGGCGCUCCCACGUCACGCCCGCGCGCGCGGUGAGCCGCGGGCACCGGCGGACGCCGUCCGACGGGGCGCUGGGGCAGCGGGGGGCGCCUGAGCCCUCGGCUCCCCGCCCUGGCCCUCGAGACCCCCUGGACUUCCCCCGCCUGCCCGACCCCCAGACCUUGUUCCCGACCCACCGCCGGCCCCCCGAGUUCCCGGGCCGCCCUACCACCCUGACCUUCGCCCCAAGACCCCGGCCGGCUGCCAGCCGCCCCCGCCUGGACCCCUGGAAACUGGUCUCCUUUGGCCGGACACUCAGCAUCUCGCCUCCCAGCCGGCCAGACACCCCCGAGAGCCCCGGGCCCCCCGGCAUGCAGCCCACGCUGCUGGACAUGGACAUGGAGGGGCAGAGCCAGGACAGCACAGUGCCCCUGUGUGGGGCCCACGGCGCCCGCUGAGGCCUGCCCGCCACCGCCCGCCUGGGCAGCCAUGAAUGUAGCGCCCCAGGCCCCGCCCCAGCCUGCCGUGCCACAAGGCAGGGGAGGCCCUGGGCAGGAUACUCUAUUUAUUGGGGAAGGAGGGAGGGGGUCACUUAAUUUAUUCCUUUGUACCCCAGAGGGUGGGGCCCUGUGGCCACCCUGCAGUGAGGGGGGAGGGUGGGCAGGGAUACUCAGGGACAGGGCACAUCGUAGGGAUUUGGCACAAAAUGCAGCAUUAAAGGUAACCCCUGCCCCCUA
Molecule: messenger RNA, 3122 nt
Organism: Suricata suricatta (meerkat)
Lineage: Eukaryota; Metazoa; Chordata; Mammalia; Carnivora; Herpestidae
Gene: MAP3K10
Product: mitogen-activated protein kinase kinase kinase 10
Exons: 11
Coding region: 438-2843 (801 amino acids)
Biological process (GO): protein phosphorylation; positive regulation of apoptotic process
Molecular function (GO): protein binding; ATP binding; JUN kinase kinase kinase activity
Source: RefSeq, a predicted model, not a curated record